UCUUCUCCUCUCCUCUCAUUGGUGGCGCGUGCUCUGCUGUGUCUGUCCGAGUUGGCGCGAACGUGCACGCCGGCGCGAGACAAAGAGCAUCCUGCACUCCCGAAGAAACUACACCGGUAUCCUGUUAUCGGUCAAGUUUACGAGUGAUAGCUGUCUGUCGAGGAGUUAUGGCUGAUAAAGAAGCUGCAUUUGAUGACGCGGUGGAGGAGAGGGUGAUAAACGAAGAAUAUAAAAUAUGGAAGAAAAACACACCGUUUCUUUACGAUCUGGUGAUGACCCACGCGCUGGAGUGGCCCAGUCUUACUGCUCAGUGGUUGCCAGAUGUCACCAGACCUGAAGGAAAGGAUUUUAGCGUACACCGUCUGGUUCUCGGCACACAUACCUCUGAUGAGCAGAAUCACCUGGUUAUUGCCAGUGUCCAGCUGCCCAAUGAUGAUGCCCAGUUUGAUGCCUCGCAUUAUGACAGCGAAAAAGGAGAGUUUGGUGGUUUUGGCUCAGUAAGUGGCAAGAUAGAGAUUGAAAUCAAGAUUAAUCAUGAGGGAGAAGUGAACAGGGCUCGCUACAUGCCACAGAACCCCUGCAUCAUUGCCACCAAGACCCCCACUAGUGAUGUGCUGGUCUUUGACUACACCAAACACCCCUCCAAACCUGACCCCUCUGGAGAGUGCACUCCUGACCUGCGUCUGAGGGGACAUCAGAAAGAAGGAUAUGGUCUUUCCUGGAACCCCAACCUGAGUGGCUGCCUACUGAGUGCAUCUGAUGAUCACACCAUCUGUCUGUGGGACAUCAGUACAGUGCCAAAGGAGGGGAAAAUAGUGGAUGCUAAGACCAUUUUCACUGGUCACACGGCUGUAGUGGAGGACGUGUCUUGGCACCUGCUGCAUGAGUCUCUCUUUGGGUCUGUUGCAGAUGACCAGAAGCUUAUGAUCUGGGACACACGCUCCAAUAACACAUCCAAACCCAGUCAUGCAGUAGAUGCCCACACUGCAGAGGUCAACUGUUUGUCCUUCAAUCCCUACAGCGAGUUCAUUCUGGCCACCGGUUCUGCUGACAAAACUGUUGCAUUGUGGGAUCUGCGAAACCUGAAGCUGAAACUUCACUCAUUUGAAUCGCACAAAGAUGAAAUCUUUCAGGUUCAGUGGUCACCCCAUAAUGAGACCAUUCUGGCUUCUAGUGGAACAGACAGGCGACUCAAUGUUUGGGACCUCAGUAAAAUCGGUGAGGAACAGUCACCAGAAGAUGCAGAGGAUGGACCUCCAGAGCUACUGUUCAUCCAUGGAGGCCAUACAGCCAAGAUUUCUGACUUCUCUUGGAAUCCAAAUGAACCGUGGGUGAUUUGCUCCGUGUCUGAGGACAACAUCAUGCAAGUCUGGCAGAUGGCCGAGAACAUCUACAAUGAUGAGGACCCAGAGGGGGCAGCAGACACUGAGGUUCAGGGAUAAAACAGCUCUUUAUACCACCCCACUCUCAGCAUAAGACAAAACUCUUCUAAAAACUGUCUGUCUACACGCAAGUGAAGAACUUAAGUGCUCUCCCCUAAGUAAUGGAAAAGGAAUAAUUGACUAUUUCCCCACCAGGCAUUUUCUACUACUAUGUUAAUAGAGUAUUUUUCUAAGAAAAAUGUCAGUUGAUCAUUGGUCAAUAUCUGAAUGAGACAAAUGAACCUUCUCAUCUCUUCCCACCAGUGUCUCAUGACGAUUUCCUUGCAGUUUAAGUAUACUUAAAGUAUUACUUAAUAUCAGAAAAGUGUAUACAGGUGUGUAGUAUAUUGUGACCAGAGUGCAGUGGUACAAUGUUGAUGUUCAGUAGUUUUUUUUUUGUUUUUGUUUUUUUUAAUUAUUUUAAACUUGCCCUACAAAUGCAUUUUCACGUUUAAGUAUCCAUUUAAUUACUGGCUAGAUGUAUUGAUAACUUAAGCUCUUGUGUACUCUUUACUUUGAGCUUCAUGUAUCAGUCAGGUGGUGUUUAAUGUCUUUUUAAUAUUGUGACUUUUCAAUGUUUUUCUCCUGUAUGUCCAUACCGUUGUACAGAACAUUAUGAAUAAACUGUUUUUGUUGAUAAAAUUUAUUUUAUGUUAUGGUGACACAGCUUUUGUAAGAUUUUCUAUGUCAAGUGCAGUGUAUAUCUCUUAUAUACAUUACCAAGUUUCAAAAUGUGAGAAAUUGUGCGUGAACCAGGCAGCAGAAAAUGAUUACCAUUGUUAACCAAUCAGAAAAGUUGUAGGUGACUGCAUGCCUAUGGCAUGAGUUAGGGGCGGGGCUACCUGUUUGUCUGUGGGCUUGGCCCUUGCCAGCUUUCAAGCUUCACUGCAAGCUCUGGUCAGGUGCACUGAAAGGAAUGGUGCGAUUUUUGAGGAAAGACGUGUUUUUGUUUGUUUGUGGUCAAUUAUGGGAUUUAUAAUUAAGGGUUUUUGAAAUCAAUUAUGUAGUAUAGUAAAUAUCAAGUUGCCUUAAGAUAAAACGCAGGUAGUGUUUCGUACUGUUUAUUUAUUUUAGUUCUUUGGUACAGGUAUGUAGGAUUGUACUUGUAAGAGAAUUUUGUCCAUUUUCACGUGGGAGUCAAUAUACCUGAAAACAGACAAAACAAUAAACCUGAGACCACAGGAUAAAAGAUAGCAAACACUUAUGGACAGGCCUAUCACACACCCUUCCUCCCUCAUGCCCAUGUC
Messenger RNA from Onychostoma macrolepis, 2668 nucleotides. RefSeq names its product retinoblastoma binding protein 4 (gene rbbp4). The coding region runs from base 168 to 1442 and encodes 424 amino acids. Gene Ontology annotation, biological process: regulation of gene expression. The transcript has 12 exons. Gene Ontology annotation, cellular component: NuRD complex; nucleus; ESC/E(Z) complex. The record is from RefSeq and is a predicted model, not a curated record. Lineage: Eukaryota; Metazoa; Chordata; Actinopteri; Cypriniformes; Cyprinidae. Gene Ontology annotation, molecular function: histone binding.